Molecule: messenger RNA, 4285 nt
Organism: Lagopus leucura (white-tailed ptarmigan)
Lineage: Eukaryota; Metazoa; Chordata; Aves; Galliformes; Phasianidae
Gene: HEMK2
Product: N-6 adenine-specific DNA methyltransferase 1
Exons: 6
Coding region: 12-668 (218 amino acids)
Biological process (GO): methylation
Cellular component (GO): eRF1 methyltransferase complex
Molecular function (GO): nucleic acid binding; S-adenosylmethionine-dependent methyltransferase activity; protein methyltransferase activity
Source: RefSeq, a predicted model, not a curated record
CCCGAGCGCCGAUGGCGGCGCCCUCCGUCCCCACGCCGCGAUACGAGCAUAUGGGGGCGCGCGGCCCCUACCGGGACGUGUACGAACCGGCCGAGGACACCUUCCUGCUGCUGGACGCUCUGGAGCGGGAUGCAGCCCAGCUCCGGGAGGCGGGGAUCGACGUCUGCCUUGAAAUAGGGUCUGGGUCUGGCGUGGUUUCAACAUUCCUAGCUUCCAUCAUUGGAGCCAGUGCGCUCUAUCUAUGUACAGAUAUCAACCCUAUGGCAGCUUACUGUACACUGGAGACAGCUCAGCUGAACAAUGUUCACCUUCAGCCAGUCAUUACUGACUUGGUCAAAGGACUGUCACCAAGAUUAAAUGGGAUGGUUGAUCUACUGCUCUUUAAUCCACCAUAUGUGGUAACACCCUCUGAAGAGGUGCAAAGCCACGGAAUAGAAGCAUCCUGGGCUGGUGGCAAAAAGGGCAGAGAAGUAAUGGACAGAGUUUUUCCAUUAGUAGCAGACUUGCUUUCAACAGGAGGAUUAUUCUACUUGGUCACAAUUAAAGAAAAUAACCCAGAUGAAAUUCUGGAAACAAUGAAGAAACAUGGCUUAGAAGGCACACGACUGCUUUCCAGACAAGCAGGACAAGAGAUGCUUACCAUCCUCAAAUUUAGGAAGCCUGGAUAACUGCUUUUGUUAUAUAUACUAGGCAUGCCAAAGGUUGGAUACAGAGUACUGAAGUUGUCAAAUCAUUUUCUAAGUCAUAUUUGGACAAAGUGCAUCCUUACUUCCUCAUCAUUGCAAUGAAACUGAUCAAGACUGUCCUUAUUUUUAUUCUGGAUGUCAACCAGUUUUUAUCUGGUUGUCAGGUACAGCUGUUCUCUGACUAGCUGCAGGAGAGUUGUAAGUGAACUGGAAGAUACCAUAACGCAUCAUCUUCUGCACUUUGCUACUUUUACAAGUAGGAGUUUGUGUAUUUAUUUUUUUGGCUUAUUGAAAGAACGGAUGUAUUUGAUGUAACUUGUACUGUUUUAACAGUUAGUCUCUUCCUCUGUUUGGUUUAAAUGAAAAUUUGAAAUCAUGUUACUCAUUUUGAUGUAAUACAAGGCACGGCUUUCAUAGAAACUGAUCUUUAAGGUGCUGUGUUAACAGAAACUUUAAAUGAUUGGUUAGCUCUUUUCAUGGGGACUAAAAUCACAAUUUUUUGUUCAUUUGUUUUGUCAGUUACUGAGGCUUUACAAUAAUUAUUCUAUCUGACUAUGAGUGUAUAACUCGCUACAAAUCUAGGUGGGAAAAACUUGAAGGUUUUUCAUCUUUUCACACCAUGAAAGAAAUAAAAGUGUAGGGCCUGGUAGCAGAAACACACCACUACAAACCUAGCUGGACCAACCAUCUGGGGAUGAAACAUUUUAUUGCAAUGUAAUGUGAGAGACUACUUUUUGACUGAUACAGGUCAGAAGUUGAUGUUUCUCAGGCAGAAAGCUUAUUCCUUGUACUUUGCUGAAGAGUAUACAGUAUUAGAGAGCAGGCAGCACACAGUGGUGAUUGUUCUGCAUUCCAAGAUCACUAUUCCCCAACUCAGAAGACUAUGGAAAAACAAGCACUGCAAUUCAAUUCAAGCACAGCUAAUGCAUUACUUUCAGAUAACGUAGGUUUUCUUUUUUGUCAAUAUGUUUUUAUAUGUAUUAAUAUGAACGUGAGCACAAAAACUCAGAAGGAUAAUUUAGACAGAAGACUCAAUUAUGCAAAGGAUAUUAUCUGAUGUUUAAGUACAAGAAUCCCUAAAUAACAAAGUGAGUCUCACUGACCAAAGUGAGGCUACAGUUAUCUUUGAUUCUUAACUUCAGAAUACCUUGUCUAAGAAAUGCCAAAGGUGAGGAAUGGAGAUGAAACUUUGUGACCACCUGUGAAAUAACAAUUCCAUAGACUCUUUCUAGCGAUGAAUUUAAGCAAUUCAUGUUCUUGCAAUUUACCUCCUUUAGUGUAAGGAGGGGAGGUUCUCUGCUCAUUGAUAUUGCUUUUAUGCAGAGUUAUGGUUUUGGUGUUACAGCUGUAGUGCUGUUCAUCCUUAAGAUUGCUCUGUAGGCUUUCUGUUGUUAAUCAUUUUGACCAAAGGUUGCUGUGCAAAGAUCAUGACAUCAAAAAACAAUUUUAUGAUGGAGUUAAAAUAUAUAAUGGAAUCAAACUGCAAGUUUAACAAAGGGAAUUUUUAAAUUCAUCUGACUCUGAGCUGUAAUUAAAGAAUUAGCUUAAAAACAGGUACUCAAAGGAGAAAAAAAAUGCAGUUAGCCCUCGAGCACGUGGCUUUAAUACAAGUUAAAAAUGACAAUAAUGAAUCAGAGUACAACAUGUAAUAAAACAUAACAUGCUUUCAACAAAAACAGAUGACAAUGGACUAUCUGGCAGCUGCAUUUCUAAACAAGGAGAUAGAUGUGUCCACUUUAAUAAAUAAUGAAUCAGUUCUCCUGGCCAGGGUGUACUGAUGUCAGCUGCAAUUUUUGUGGAAGAAUUUUUCAAAAUGCAGUCCAAGGAAGAACAUGGGUAAGUUUUUUUUUAAGACCUUUUUUUUUUUAAUGCUACUAUCAUCAUCCUGCUGUAGACUGGAAACUAGUGACAGGCAAAAACUAUUUUUUCCUCUGAACUUUGAAGUUUGCUGCAUCUACAGAGAUGACUGCAGAGACACUUAGCAUUUGCCAGGGUACACUAUUGCCUUCUAGGAGACUAGAGAAUUCAAUACCAUUUCUGAAAAGUUUGGAAGGAGCACCCCUGCAUUCGCUGCAUGAGAAUAAGCUGCAUGGCAGAUGCAGAUUAUGUAUACAGUGCCAGACUUACUAAGAGGAAUGCAAGAAUUCUGUUCCUCAGUACUCCUAAGCAUUGUUCUGUAAGAAACAGAAAGCAGUUAUUCAGAUACAGACAGUGGCAUAUCAGACUCGCCAGCACUUGCACUUGGUUCUGUUAGACAAACUAAACAAUUAAACCAAUUAGACUCAUAGACAAUUUGCAAGUUCGAGCCUGACCGAGUAAAUUAACGUGGCUCUUUUCAAGCAAUACCUGGUUAACAUCAGUUGGCCUUCAAAACAGUUAUCAAACCUGCAAUUAAGUCAGAUAAAAUAGUCUUAUCUGAAACAGUGAUACAAUAGACACAAUAACCAGAGUUUCAGUAAUUAGGAAAAUAACACAGCUUACUCCUUUAGCCUGUGUUUCCAGUUAGGAUUUUUCAGUACCAAUUGUGAACGAUUCCCCUUCUCUCUCAAAAAAAAUUAAAAUUCUCUUCUGAAAGCACAGUGGUAUCUGCUAAAGACUUAACGGCUAAAAAUUACUUCUAAAGGGACCAGCAUUGAGUGAACAGAGCGCCUAAAGCAACCAGCUGUUGAGAUACAGUCAAUUAAGUAUGCCAGAAACUAUCUGAAAAAUUAUACUAUUAAUUUCUGGAAGUUUAACACAAGGAGGAAGAGAAAGCAAUCCAGAAACUACACAGACUAACAACAUUCAUUCAUUCCUCUUCUUUUAUUGAGUUUUCCAAGAAAUCUGCCAUGGAACAACACCAUCCAAGUUGGAGUAUAUUAGUAUGCUACUGCUAUUAACAAAACAACAAUAUGAAAAAAGACUACUGGAAUGAAGACGAUGUUAAAUUCUGAUACAUCUAUCAUGUUCAUUCAGAGCCCUUAUUGUUGUGGGACUUUUUGACUGGAAUUACAUGAUAAAUUCAGUCAUAGUUUAUGCCUCAGCUAAUGAAGACAUUAACUGAAAUAAUGACCACAGAAGAACUGAUUGGUGUGCAUGUCUUCUUAAAAGCCAAUCUGCCAUCAAUGGGCAGUGUUUCUCAUUGUCAUGCAGGAAUGACAGUGCCCUCUGUACUACCUUAAACUUCAGGGUUUUCAAGGUUUUUGAGUGCUGGUUGGCUGAGGUUUUUUCAGAAAAUAAGACAAAGGUGAAAACUCAAUUUAUAAAUGUUAAUUUAGAGCAUGCUACGUUUAAAUUUCAUACUUCAACAGAAAAUUAUCGCCCUAAGUCCAUGCCUCAAUGUUUAACUGCAUUAUUUUUUUUUUUAAUUAUUAUUUUUAAUUUUUGUUUUACCUUCCCCAUAAGAGGAACUAUUGUGAACCCACAUAUAUUAUAAUCAAAAAAUCAAGUCUUUAUGCCACCAAUGUUAAAUUCACCUGUUACAUUAAUAGGCAUGAUCUGGCCUUAAGUGCAUGCCACCAUGACACUGAAAAUAAGAGGUUUUAAUCAACUAUGCUGUGGCUUAAACACCAAUUUUCAGACAUAACUCUACAUCACUUAGGAAUUUUUAACAUAUCUUA